Molecule: messenger RNA, 7112 nt
Organism: Hyalella azteca
Lineage: Eukaryota; Metazoa; Arthropoda; Malacostraca; Amphipoda; Hyalellidae
Gene: rdgC
Product: serine/threonine-protein phosphatase with EF-hands 2
Exons: 17
Coding region: 202-2340 (712 amino acids)
Biological process (GO): detection of stimulus involved in sensory perception
Cellular component (GO): cytosol; nucleus
Molecular function (GO): iron ion binding; manganese ion binding; calcium ion binding
Source: RefSeq, a predicted model, not a curated record
AUUCCAAGAAUCGAUGCAGAUAAUUCCAGGAUAGUUCUCCAGAAGCCUGAUAUCAAAUCAUUCACGCGAUUAUGAAUCAAAUUGUGAACCAAAAUAUCAGUUAACCGAUGACAGUGAUUAUCUGAAGUCACUUGCAGUGUAGCCAACGCUCGUCUGCAACAUUCAAAGGAUAAUACAAAAAACUCUUCCAGCGUACCUGCAAUGGGGCAGUCUGGCAGCAAGUGUCUGUGCUCGGACGCAGCCAGCGACGGGGCGUCCGGCAGCAGCGCUCAGAGCUUCGUCGCGUCAGCUAAGUCUGAGCUCAGGAAAUUCCCCUUCACUCCGAGCCGCUCCAAGACCUCAGGCUCUCACAUGGGCAAGGCUGAGCUCAGCUGGCGUAACUCAGUAAUGCCGGCGUCCCUUGACCGAAGGCAAGCAUUAAAAGCGGCUCUGCUGAUCCAGCGCUGGUACAGAAGAUACUGCGCCCGUCUGGAGGUGCGACGUCGGUACACCUGGACCAUCUUCCAGAGCAUCGAGUACCAGGGCGAGCAGGACCAAAUUAAGCUGCACAAUUUUUUCAACGCGCUACUCCGUCACGUAGAACACGACGCAGCAUCAGGCCUCGUAGCCUCCAUGUCGCCACGUCACUCGCCUACACAAAGCGACGCACUUUCACGGAUGUCCGUUCCUCUGGACGCGGCCAUCGAAGACAUUCAAGUGGAGAGCUCCUACAAGGGAGUGAGGCUGCUGUUCCCUCUCACGGUGGACUCCAUCCACUCCCUCGUGAGCGCCUUCAAGAAAAAGAGGACAUUACACGUGCGCUACGUGUGUCUGCUACUGCGGGAGGCGGUGCUCGAGCUGCAGAAAAGACCUGUAAUAAACCAGGUCUCUACUUCCAUCAGCGGGCAGGUCACCAUCUGUGGGGACCUGCACGGCAAGUUAGACGACCUCCUCACCAUUCUUUAUAAGAAUGGACUGCCGUCCGCUGAGAACCCGUAUGUUUUUAACGGAGACUUCGUGGACCGCGGCAAGAAGAGCCUCGAGGUGCUGCUGCUGCUGCUGGCGCUGCAGCUCGUAUGGCCAAACGAAGUCUUCCUUAACCGAGGCAAUCACGAAGACCUCGUCAUGAAUGCCAGAUACGGAUUCUGCAAGGAGAUCAGUAAAAAGUUCAAGGGGUCACACGGUCCGCGAGUGUUGGCUCUUAUCGAGGAGGUGUACCGCUACCUGCCUCUGGGGUCAGUGAUCGACAACACGGCCUUCGUGGUGCAUGGAGGCAUCUCACAGUACACGGACCUCGAGAAGCUCGCGUUGGUGGACAGAUCUAAGUACGUGAGCGUGCUGCGCGUGCCGCUCGUGGACGACGUUGAGACGUCGACGCUGGACCUCGCCAGCGUCGCUAAUCCUGAAAUCGCCGGUGAUGGACCGACCAGUCGGCUGGCGGACCUCGCGGAGGAGUGGAAAAUGAUCCUAGACCUGCUCUGGAGCGACCCCCAGUCGUCGUCAGGCUGCGAGCCUAACUCCUUCAGGGGCGGAGGCUCGUAUUUUGGUCCCGACAUCACCAGUGAAUUCCUCGACAGAAAUGACCUGAGUUUCCUAGUGCGCUCUCAUGAGUGUAAAAGUGACGGCUACGAGCUCUCACAUGAUGGCAAGUGUGUAACAGUGUUCUCAGCUUCUAACUACUACGGGGAAGGUUCCAACAGAGGAGCGUACAUGAAGCUGCAGGGUCGCCCGCUCGCCCCACACUACGUCCAGUACACCGCUGAUACCAAGAACAAGCACUUGACGUUGCGGGAGCGUGUGGGGCGUAUGGAGCUCUCGGCCAUCAACGAGCUGCGCUGUCAGAUUAUGGCGUCACGUCCCAAACUCCUUAAAGGAUUCCAGGAAGCUGAUCCUGAGUUGACAGGCUUCAUCACGACACGCAAGUGGGUGGAGGUGAUGGAACAGGCGAGCGAACUCAAGCUGCCAUGGAGGGUUCUUAAGGACAAACUCGUAGCCAUCGAUCCCAAGACCGGCUUGGUCGAUUACCAGUCAACCUUUAGGACCGAUAAAAGCUCCAACUCUCAGGAUGGGCCGAGCGUCGUGGAGGCGCUCUACCGCCACAAGAGCAGCCUUGAAGCCAUCUUCAGACUCAUCGACAAGGACAACUCAGGCUACAUUACCAUGGACGAGUUCAGGGACGCGUGCGGUCUUCUGGAGCGCCACGCUUCGCUGCCCAGCGAGCAGAUCGCCGACCUCGCGGCCUCCAUGGACAUCAACAAGGACGGCAAGAUCGACUUCAAUGAGUUCCUUGAGUGCUUCAGGAUCGUAGAGAGCAGCUUCCAGCAGCCAGACGACGACGAUUCAGAGGAAGAUGACGAUUAGAUUCAGUCGUGAGUUGACGUGUGCACACGGCACAUGGCUUCCAUCUCCAUGACUGGGGAGAUGGAAACGAACGUCUGAUUUUGAGAUUGACUCACGAUUUUCGAAGGCACAACUUUGGUCCCAUUGCCAAUGAGACGCGGGAAUAACAUCAAGCAUUUGUGCUUUAAUUUUGUUCGCAUCUGCAUGCUAGUAUUGAACUCAGCAAUAAGUUAUACUGAGAAGAAAUUUUUUUAGCGUAACAGUUUAUAGAGGCUCCAUCAUCCUGCUCAUUCGAUUGAUAUAACUUUUCUCACAAGGCUAGAAAUAAAUCCAAACUAAUUGAGAAGCUUUAAUGGAAGAAAACAUUCGCUUUAAUACAUUCUGCAAUAACUGGACUCUCUCCGACGUCAGAUCCCAGCUGUAAAUUGAGUCGCAUCGCUCAUAUUGAAAUUGCUUGAAAAUUAUUGAUUCAUUCAUAAUUGUCAAGCAUGAGAAGCUUAAUAAUUAUCUCUAGCAUGAAUUCUGGACUCCCAUUCAAGCCCAGACUUGAAUGGGAAUUAUAUUAAGAGGGAUUUCGGGUGUAUUAUCCCUACUUUUAACUAAAAUAAUAGUUGCAAAUUAUCAAAAAUAUUUGAAGAGCUUUGUAUCAGUAUUUGAAUUGUACACUGAUGAUCAGAGUUAGAAUUGAGUAGCCUCGUGGAUUCAUACCAUGCUUCUAAUUGAUCGUCGAUGAUCAAAGCGGAUUUUUUUCACAGAAGUGUCCCUGCGAUGGCCCCGGCUUCUCUCAUUAUGUAUAUUGUCGACAUCAGCUUUUAAAAUUUGUUGCCCCAAUUUAGGAUAAUUUGGCACACGAUUGGAUGCUGCCGAUGCAAUUAUAAUUUUCCAUUUCAAUUCCAAAAUGUCUUUUUUGGAAAUGUACUUUUGGAAUUGUAGUGCGUUUUUUUACACGUCUACAUCGUUGCCAACCUUUCUUCGUUGUCCAGAACAUGAUAAUGACUUCGGGAACAUUUUUAUAAGUGUGAAAAAGUAGAUUAAUUACGAGUAAAUCAUAAAUGUGUUAUUGAUCUUUUGAACGAAAGUGCUUCAUUAUAGCACAACCUUGUUGGCGAGGACAGGCAAAUGUUAAAUAGAAGUGAAAGUUCUCCAUCGAUAUGAUUGAUUUCAUCGAUUCAAUAAUGAUUUUCAGAUUAUUAUCGAACUGGAUCUUGGUGUAACUUUAGUAGUUUUUAUAUAAAUGUGAAUAACUCAUUGCAUUUCUGUAUAUAACUUCUGGAUGAAUUUAUAAAAUUUAGAUGAAUUCAAUGGGUGUUGACUCCCGCUAAUAGUAUUGUGCUAAAUUAUUUAUUAUUAAAUUGAACUCACUGCUAUAUUCGUCUGUAGAGGCCUUAUUUUUAGUAAUCAUUUUCCCUCAGUUCGCGCCAAUUAAAAAUUCGAAUCAAUUCGCCGAAAAUCGUAGAAAUCUCGUUCGCUUUACCAUUUUUUGCCUGGUCAGGUAUUUUCACACUUACUUCCAAUGAUGGACGAGAAUAAUUCAAGUGCACCGCUAUUAACUGCACAGAAAAUUUUCAAAUUUCAUUCCGCCUUCUGUAUUAAAUAUUUCUUCAUUAGAUUUUCAUCAUUGAAUGAAUCUCAACAUUGAAGAAUAUUUUCACAUUUUUCAUGUAUUUCAACCGACAGCAUAUGUAGAACUUGCAAACAGCUGAAAGUCGUUAAAAUUAAAUAAUUUUCCUGCAUGAAUGAAUACUUCUGGACAGAAUUACUAAUUAAUUAUUAAUAAUUAUUAAUCAACGGCGAGGAAAAUCAUAGGUAUUGCAACAUAGAACGUCGAUUUCAAUAUAAUUUUUUUAUCGGUCAUAUAAACAAGGGAAAUACUGAUUGAGUUGUUUACGCCAUUAUUUUUCAAACGAUAAAGUGUCCUGCAUCAGUAUAUGAAUUUAUGGAUUGCUUGUGAACCUGCUAAACUCAAAAUUGAUCUGAAAUGUGACCAAUAGAGAGCACAUAAAUUUAUAAAUUUAUACAAUGAAAGCUGUACUCUACUUAUACGACUUAUUUAAUCUCUCUUUGGAUCUAUAUGAUCAUUUAAUAUGUUGUGAAGUAAACAAUUGCAUUAGAGCCUUCGCAGAUUCAAAGUGAAGUUGAUCAUUAUACUUCAGCAUCUGCCGAUUUAUUGUGGAUGUGAUUGUAAUGUAUUGAAACUUUUGCCGAUUUACAUGCAGUAUAAUGUAGAUCAUUAUAUUUCAGCGUGUGCAGAUUUUUAGUGAAUAGCGUCAUUGUAUUUCAGCGUGUGACCUUUUGUAUUGAAGUGAAUCUCUGAAUUUCCACGUCUCCAAAUUCGUUUUCGUGCAGCAAUUCUCGACAGUAAUGGAAAGUAAAACAUAAUUAUCUCGCUCUGAUGUACACGAGAUCUCACUCUGAUGUACACGAGAUCUCACUCUGAUGUACACGAGAUCUCAAUCUGAUGUACACGAGAUCUCACUCUGAUGUACGCAAGAUCUCACUCUGAUGUACACAAGAUCUCUUUCUGAUGUACACAAGAUCUCACUCUGAUGUACACGAGAUCUCAAUCUGAUGUACACGAGAUCUCAAUCUGAUGUACACGAGAUCUCACUCUGAUGUACACGAGAUCUCACGCUGAUGUACACGAGAUCUCACUCUGAUGUACGCAAGAUCUCACUCUGAUGUACACAAGAUCUCACUCUGAUGUACACGAGAUCUCACUCUGAUGUACACGAGACCUUUUUACACGGCUUUGCUACCCGUUCUUAAUGUUAUCCGUACGAAAAAUACCGUCAGUAGAAAAAGAGAAGGUAAUCCGUUUAUGUAUAUAUUUAUUGAAAAGAUUUUGAAAAUCAGACAAUUUUAGAGACGCUGCAAUUAUUCCUUUCCUAAACGAGCUUUUGCUGAGUCUAUAAAAAUAUUUUUAUGCAUUUUAUCAUCCAAUGUUAGAAAUAAGGGAUUUACAUCUAUUGUUCAAUUAUAUUUAGCGCAAAAAUUUUUUAGAUAGAAUCGUAAUGCGAUAUGUUGAUAACUCACAUAUGUUGAUGUCUAAUUAAUCUUAAGAAAUUACUACAUGAAAUAACCAAAUUUGUUUUAAUAUGGGUAAUAAUGAAAAAUACUAUAAAAUCGUUGUUCAAUAUGGAGUUUGUUAUGAAUUUAUACGAAAUGCUUUUCUCGCGUUUUAAAAAUAUACUUGCUAUUAGAUUUCCUAAUUUUUUUAAGUGUAAAAAGAAAAUGAUUAAAACGCAAUUUUCUCUCAUCAAAUGUAACCAAACAACUGCAGAUUCCAUCACACCCUCAAAGAAAUAGCCUUAUGAAUUGUCCCACGUGAAGAUUCAAAAGUUGCAGGCAGCUCAUUUCAUGCAUGUAUUAUGACAAAUAAAUUAUUAUAAAUUAAAACAUAAGCAAAAAAUGCAUAUUUGUUGUACGUGUUCUGAGUAUUCAAUGUACCAAUUAACUCACGGAAAAAAUAUACAUUGGUCGUGACAUUUUAUGUUAAGAAGCUCUCACAAUUCUUAUAGAACAAUUAAUGAUAUUAUAAAAAUUAUUCGGUAUUUUCUUUGCACGCUAAUUUGAUAGCACACGCUUAUGGUGAAAUUAUUCUACAUUCAACUGAAGAUUUGAAACGUGGUAAAUAAUUUAUGAAAUUAUUUAGUUUACAUUUGGCUCUUCUGAUCUAAUUGAAUUUCGGGCGUGACAAAUGGCAACUAAAAUGACAAGCUUCCUCGUGCCAAUAAAAAUUCAAAUUAUUUGAUGAAGCUUCCAUUUGAUGACAAAUUAAGUGAUAGAAUUUUUGCUGCCACCACGCAACCCCACGUCGGAUAUAAAUAGAAUUUUCGCCGGCAAUUUCGCGUGCCAAUGUUAUAGUCCAAUAAUACUCCCAAUAAUUAUAGUGGCAUAACAUAUGGGGCACUCGUUUCUUAUAUAAGUAGAUUCGUCAAGAUUAAUAUAUUCACCUCGUUCUUAUUGUUAGUGUAUUCAAUAUUAGAUAAAAUAACUUAUUCAAUAACGAGUAAAUUUUACAUGAACUGCACAUGUGUUCUAAGAUGACACGUGUCGGCAACUGAUAUUUGAAUGAAUAUUGUACAGAAAUUAGUUCAUAAUAUCCGAAUGAAAUAUUUUGUACAUAUUUUACCCGUUCUCUCAACCCCUAUGCCGGUUCAAAUAUCCGGACAUGUCAAUCUUUCGAACGUAUCAAUUUUUUUAUCAGAGUGAUUUUCUAUAGUGUAAUUUUAAGUCUUCAUUAUCCUUAAAUAUAAAUAAGAUCCUUUUGCGUAUCAUAUUUUUCAUGGAGUGAUCUUGUGGCAGCACAUGAACACAUAUCACCAGCGAUAUUUAUAAAUAAAUGAAAAUAUCUAUGCUUAAUACUCAUCUUUAUAAUGGAAUGGAAAUAUGUUCAUCUUUUUACGAAAGGUUCGAUCAAAGUUUAUUGGAAAACUCGGAGUAUUUUUGUGCUUCUUUGCUCAUUAUAAUAUUUAAGUAAUAUUGUAUCAUUUUAUUAAUGACAUAAAAGGAAAGUCACAAUUUGUUUGAUCUAACUUGAGAACGAUCGGCUGUAUUUCUUCUUCCUUUAAUGGUGCUGUUAAAAUUGAACUAAUUGAGAGAACUUCCAUCUUCAUUACCAAGGAAAUUUUACUAUGAGUUUAAUUAAUAAAUCUCACAACAAUAUAUCUGCUUACUAUAUCCAUAGUCCGAAUUCUUAUCUUAAAUUAAUAUUAAUUCUCUCUAAAACUCGACCGCUAUGCAGGAAUUUUCACUGUUCCCUUUACCACGUUUUACUGACUGUUAGGUACCAA